GCGUGCUCAAGCCGCGCCCCCUGCUCUACCGUUAGGAGGUUGCUGGGCAUCUGGCCCAAGUGAGUGGGAACCUGAAGGUCUCGCAUUGGUGACGCCGUUGGCUGGAGGUGACCAUGUCAGAGUCUGGGCACAGUCAGCCUGGGCUCUAUGGGGUAGAGCGGCGGCGGCGGUGGAAGGAGCCGGGCUCCAGUGGCCCCCAGAACCUUUCUGGGCCUGGAGGUCGGGAGAGAGACUACAUUGCACCCUGGGAGAGAGAGAGACGGGAUGGCAGCGAAGACCCCAGCACUAACGUCAUGCAAAAAACCCCCAUUAUCCUCUCAAAGCCCCCAGCAGAGCGGUCAAAGCAGCCGCCACCAACCACAGCCCCUGCAGCACCACCAGCCCCAGCCCCACUGGAGAAACCCAUUGUGCUCAUGAAACCACGUGAGGAGGGGAAGGGGCCUGUGGCUGGAACAGGGGCUACCACCCCUGAGGGCACUGCCCCACCACCCCCCACAGCCCCUGCGCCACCCAAAGGAGAGAAGGAGGGGCAGAGACCCACGCAGCCUGUGUACCAGAUUCAGAACCGGGGCAUGGGCACUGCAGCACCAACUGCCAUGGACCCUGUGGUGGGCCAGGCCAAGCUCCUGCCCCCGGAGCGCAUGAAGCACAGCAUCAAGCUGGUGGACGACCAGAUGAACUGGUGUGACAGUGCCAUUGAGUACCUGCUAGAUCAGACUGACGUGUUAGUGGUCGGUGUCCUGGGCCUCCAGGGGACAGGCAAGUCCAUGGUCAUGUCACUGUUGUCGGCAAACACUCCAGAAGAAGACCAGAGGGCGUAUGUCUUCCGGGCUCAGAGUGCCGAGAUGAAGGAACGAGGGGGCAACCAGACCAGUGGCAUCGACUUCUUCAUUACCCAGGAGCGGAUCGUCUUUCUAGACACACAGCCCAUCCUAAGCCCAUCCAUCUUGGACCACCUCAUCAAUAAUGACCGCAAACUGCCCCCAGAGUACAACCUCCCUCACACCUAUGUGGAAAUGCAGUCACUGCAGAUAGCUGCCUUCCUCUUCACGGUCUGCCAUGUGGUGAUCGUUGUGCAGGACUGGUUCACGGACCUCAGUCUGUACAGGUUCCUGCAAACGGCUGAGAUGGUGAAGCCGUCCACCCCGUCCCCCAGCCAUGAGUCCAGCAGUUCCGCAGGCUCGGAUGAGGGCACUGAGUACUACCCGCACCUCGUCUUCCUUCAGAACAAGGCACGCAGGGAGGACUUCUGUCCCCGGAAGUUACGGCAGAUGCACCUGAUGAUUGACCAGCUCAUGGCACACUCCCACCUGCGCUACAAGGGUGAGCAUCCCCAGGCUCCCCCCCCGUUCCACUAUGCUGCCCGGAUCUGGGACGGGGUGAAGAAGUCCUCAGCCCUGGCAGAGUACAGCCGCCUGCUGGCCUGA
Molecule: messenger RNA, 1427 nt
Organism: Alexandromys fortis (reed vole)
Lineage: Eukaryota; Metazoa; Chordata; Mammalia; Rodentia; Cricetidae
Gene: Smg9
Product: SMG9 nonsense mediated mRNA decay factor
Exons: 12
Coding region: 114-1427 (437 amino acids)
Biological process (GO): nuclear-transcribed mRNA catabolic process, nonsense-mediated decay
Source: RefSeq, a predicted model, not a curated record